UUCGGCGCUAAUUAGUCCGGUUGUUGCAGCCCGCCGCCAGGAGAGGAGAGGAUGGGACUGCGCCAUAAACCGCGCAUGCUUUAGAAAUUUAUAUCAUCUACAACAAGCCCGAGUGCGCAGAGGAGAUAAGCGUACGGGGGGAGUUCUGUCAUGUCAAACAAAAACAAUCUAGCCUCGAAGCGCUGUUUAUUCUAGCGCCCUUCCCCCGUCCGAAUGAUGCCUCACCUCAACGACCCUGCUGCCCCCGCUGCGGUUGCAGAAACGGCUGAUGAUGCCCGCAUCACACCAUUAUUAACCACGACGACCACAGAACUCGUCGACGAGGAGACAGCUAUUACAACACCAGCAGAGCCUCUCCCUUACUGGCUCGUCAAUGUCCCGCGAUCACAAUGGCCGCCUGAAUGUCCGGAGUAUCUCCGUGAUCUACCUCAGAAGUCUAUAAAGUGCCUCUCGACGCCCGACGCGCAGUAUGAACGGCAGAGCUGGGCGCUGGUGAAGGAAAUAGUUGGAUCGAAUCAAAUACACCUUCUCCAGCGCGUGCCGUCCGAGCUGAGGAGGUAUCUGGAGUACACCGCAAAGAUUAAAGAUAAAUACGGUUCUGUUUUGAAUUUCGUGGUUCAGAAGAGGCUGGGUUGGGUGGAUGAUUUGAAACCCCGCGGGACAAGACCAUUCGACCAUCCAGGUUUGUUCUUUUCCCCCUUCGAUUUGGCAGAAAGAGAUAGUCUACUCUUUCUGGCCUCUAGUUAUAUCGGCCGACUAAAUAACUAAUCAUCCCCCUCCCCUCCUCCCAAAAACAUUCUAUUCUUUUGGCAACACAGACGACAUCAAAAUUCUCUACAACGACUGGCCAUAUGGGGUGGAAAAGGACAUCGUCCACCUUGUCAUCUGGACCAAGUUUGAACUCGAAGAUGAUCCUGCCACAGAUGACUUAACCCCGCGCAUGCGAAGGGAGAUCGAUGAGUUUGUUGAGAAAACGUUUCGGUCUAGAAUGCCCGCCGAGAAGGUGUGAGAGAGCUAGGUUAUAUGGUUUAAAAACUGGAAGUCUCUCAAGUCCGUCCACGCCAUCGAGCACUUCCAUGUCAUGCUCUACCAGGCCGAUCCGGCAUUUCUCCACGAGAUCACCAACGGCGACGUACCCGUUACCGAUGUAUGAAACUGAGUUUGUCCGAGAUUUUACAACUUUCUCGACCUUUUUUUCGGGUUUUUUUUUUUUUUUUUUUUUUUUUUUUUUUUUUUUUUUUUUCCCGCCUUCUAUUAACGCCCACAGAUAAAUAUUAGAAACAUAGACAUUUAUAAACCAUAGUUACCAUAAACCCAUAGCAUAGCUAUCACGAACCUCUCUUCUCUUGUCCUGGACAAAUUUCAAAGCGAUUCACACAUAUAUAUAUAUACCUUUAUAUAUACAUCUAGCCCCUAUCCACCCACCAACUCCGUAACAGUAACAACCCGAUACCCCCUCCUCCCCAACUCAGGCAGCACCACCCGCAACAUCGGCGCCGUCCAUCUCCGCCCGUCAUGGCAAAUGAUAAUACCACCGGGCCGCGCCAGGUCGAGGACGUGCCAGGCAUUGACGUGCGGGAAGGGGAUCUGCGCAUCGUGCGGAUACACGCUGCCCAGGACGAGCUUGUAGCCUAGCGCGGCCAGGAGGUGGCGCAUGCGCGUGGUGAAGAAGCCGGAGCCGGGGCGGAAGUAUUUUGGUGGUUUUGGUGGUGGUGAUGGUUGUGGUUGUGGUGCAUUCUCAGGGGGGUUUUUCGGUGUUGAAGUAGUAGUAGUAGUGGUGGUGGUGGUGUAUACGGAGUUGUAGAUAUGCUGUAUUUUGCGCUCGACGGUUUUUAUCUGGGCGAUGAGCUCUGCGUCGGAGAGGCGCCAUGACGGCUCAUCGCGCAUGGCGUGGUUGGCUAAUUCGUUGCCGGCGCGGAGGAGGUUGUGGAGUGUUUCUGUCUGUGUUUGCGGCGUCUCUGCUGCUUUCGCCUUGCUUGUGUUUGUCUCUGCACCUGGGAUACUGUCGGUGAUGUUCGAGCCGAUGAGGAAGAACGUGGCGGUUGCAUCGUUGGCUUUGAGGAUCUGAAGGAUCUCAGCGGUGUAGGGACUUGGUCCGUCAUCAAUUGUCAGGGCUAUUAAUUUGUCUCUGCUCGCUGUGUUGCUGUUGCUGUUGCUGUUGCUGUUGCUGUUGCUGAUAGUUGAGGUUGAGGUUGAGGUUGAGGGGAUGGGCACGAGCCACAGGAUAUCAGGCCAGCGGAGCUGGAAGUACUGGAUUAGGGAGGUGGGGGGUUUGUAGAUUAGGUAUAGCAGAGCUGGAGGGAUUACCACCCCUACGGUUAUUAGGAGUAUUAUUAGUAGAGUGUACAUGAGGGGCAGCGGCAAGGGUCGUGCAUCUAUCUACAUGGAUGUUAUCAUGUAAUGGAAUGUAUGAAUGUUGAUUUCGAUGAGGGACUGGUGGUCAAUUAGAUAAUUAGCUAGCCGGGUGGCUUCAGAUGACAUGAGUAACCUGGUCUGCAUUAUUCUUUUCAUUAUAAAUCUCGUAAAAGGCACUCAUGUAACUCAUGUAUCAUAUCCAACUUGCACAGCUCUUCUAUCGAUCGGGGGUGGUUGUUCUGUUUAUAAUCUCGGAGAUAGAACUGAUGGCCAAAGAGAAAUUGGGAUUAUUA
Blastomyces dermatitidis ER-3 is the source of this 2648-nucleotide messenger RNA. RefSeq lists its product as hypothetical. NCBI's taxonomy places the organism in Eukaryota, Fungi, Ascomycota, Eurotiomycetes, Onygenales, Ajellomycetaceae. The transcript is spliced from 3 exons. The coding region runs from base 214 to 768 and encodes 184 amino acids. Gene Ontology annotation, biological process: N-acetylglucosamine metabolic process. The record is from RefSeq and is a predicted model, not a curated record. Gene Ontology annotation, cellular component: cytoplasm.